UAUUUUUGUUCGCCUAACUUUAUUCGAUUAUUAAUAUAAAACUAUGUUCACUCAUUUUGUCUACAGACAUAUUUCAAUAUUUUGAGCAUAGAAAAUACACUUAAUCUGUUGGUCAGUGGAGAAAAUUAGUGGCUGCUAGAUUCCAUAAACAUAUCGUGUUAUCGCACCCCAUUAACAAAGUUAAAAAAGAAGAAGAAAUCCAUUGGAGACGAGAAAUAAUCCUUACAUGAUGAAUUUAUUAAUGAAAAUAGCAUGUGUGACUUCUGUGUGGCUUAUUUGCAGUUUCAGUUACAUAGAAGCAAACUCACUUGAUUACGAUGGUUGGCUAAACAUAGCCCUGUUUCAUGCAUUGGAUGUCGACGAACCAAAUAAAUUUACUCUGAGAGGCAACAUCACUGUCACAAAUCGUAACACUGGGCUGGUUUCUGUUGCACAGGAACCACUUACUUUACAAGAUAGAAAUAAGCUGAAACGAUUAGCACAACAGAAGCAGCUCUAUCGCAUGGAAGCACAUGUUUCUGAUUCCGACGGGGUGACGAAAUUUCUCACAUCCUCUAAGGCGUGCGCCCUGGCUAAGGCCCAACUCACCGAUGUUCUGUGGGUUUCUUUGGACCAUUCUGGAACAGUAACCGCAGUCACGCAAUCGGUUAACAAUGGCAAUAUGAACGAGUGUCACGAUUUAUCCAAUAGUGAUGUCGACGUACUUGACGAAUUUAAUACAGAUGUCUACGUGAAGCACACUGAAUCUGCACCAAUCCCUGAUACUGCGAGUUUCAUUCAAAAAAUGGAACGCGAACGUGAAGCCAGAGAACGUGGCGACACAAAGGACAAUCGCAGUUUCUUUGCGAAAUAUUGGAUGUAUCUCGUUCCGGUUGUUAUUUUACUACUGAUAUCUGCCACUAAUCCAGAAGCAGGACAGCGUUAACGGAGAGGGAAAGCAUUUGGUUUAACUAUUUAAAUUUGUACCACACAUCAAUCGCCACCAAAAAUUAAAACAACAGCCGUUUGUCGCUU
Anopheles nili is the source of this 1014-nucleotide messenger RNA. It is a transcript of the gene EMC10, whose product is annotated as ER membrane protein complex subunit 10. NCBI's taxonomy places the organism in Eukaryota, Metazoa, Arthropoda, Insecta, Diptera, Culicidae. Bases 227 to 925 code for a protein of 232 amino acids. Gene Ontology annotation, cellular component: EMC complex. The record is from RefSeq and is a predicted model, not a curated record. The transcript has 4 exons.